This is a messenger RNA of Glycine soja, 4030 nucleotides long. RefSeq names its product putative disease resistance RPP13-like protein 1. Lineage: Eukaryota; Viridiplantae; Streptophyta; Magnoliopsida; Fabales; Fabaceae. The coding region runs from base 113 to 3823 and encodes 1236 amino acids. The transcript has a single exon. Gene Ontology annotation, biological process: defense response to other organism. Gene Ontology annotation, molecular function: ADP binding; protein binding. The record is from RefSeq and is a predicted model, not a curated record.
UUGCUACUCAUUUCAUCAGAAUAUUGACCCUUCAUUGCACUGCACUGAGUUGGCGUUAAGCCGCACUUCAAAUCACUCAUUUCCAUUCAUCCACUCCACUCUUCUUUCUCCUAUGGCUGCAGAAUUGGUUGGUGGUGCUCUUCUUUCGGCUUUCCUUCAGGUUGCGUUUGAGAAGCUUACUUCUCCUCAAGUUCUGGACUUCUUUCAUGGAAGAAAACUCGAUGAGAAGCUGCUGAGCAAGAUGGAAAUCAAGCUGCACUCCAUCCAGGCUCUGGCUGAUGAUGCAGAACAAAAGCAGUUCAGAGAUCCACAUGUCAGAAACUGGCUUCUUAAGGUAAAAAAUGUUGUGCUUGAUGCCGAGGAUGUCUUGGAUGAGAUACAAUAUGAAAUCUCCAAAUGCCAAGUGGAAGCUGAAUCUGAAUCUCAAACCUCUACAGGCUGUUCUUGCAAGGUACCAAAUUUCUUCAAAACUUCUCAUGCCAGUUCCUUUAACAAGGAAAUUAAAUCACGGAUUGAACAAGUCCUUGACAGCCUAGAAUUUCUCUCAAGCCAAAAGGGUGAUCUAGGCUUGAAAAAUGCUAGUGGUGUUGAUUAUGGAUCUGGAUCGGGUAGUGAAGUGUCACAAAAAUUGCCAUCUACAUCUUUGCUGAGUGAAAGUGUUAUUUAUGGCAGAGAUGAUGACAAAGAAAUGAUCCUUAACUGGCUAAGAUCUGACACUGAAGACUGUAACCAGCUCUCAGUACUUUCUAUUGUAGGCAUGGGCGGUGUGGGUAAGACCACGCUUGCCCAACAUGUAUAUAAUGACCCAAGGAUAGAGGGUAAAUUCGAUAUCAAAGCUUGGGUUUGUGUUUCAAAUGAAUUUGAUGUUUUCAAGGUAACAAGAACAAUUCUUGACACAAUUACUAAAUCAGUUGAUGAUAGUAGAGAGCUAGAAAUGGUUCAUGGAAGACUGAAAGAAAAAUUGACAGGAAACAAAUUCCUUCUUGUUUUGGAUGACGUAUGGAAUGAAAACCGACAUAAAUGGGAAACUGUUCAGAGACCUCUUGAUUGUGGGGCUCAAGGAAGUAGGAUCCUUGUCACAACACGCAGUAAGAAAGUUGCUUCUACAAUGCAGUCAAAAGAACAUCACCUAGAGCAAUUAGAAAAAGAUCACUGUUGGCGGUUGUUUAAUAAACAUGCAUUCCAAGAUGAUAAUGCUCAAUCAAAUCCAGACUUUAAGGAGAUUGGCAUGAAGAUAGUUGAAAAAUGCAAGGGACUGCCUCUAGCCUUGAAAACAAUUGGAAGUCUAUUGCACAGAAAAACAUCUAUUUUAGAAUGGGAAAGCAUAUUAAAAAGCAAGAUAUGGGAAUUUUCAGAAGAGGACAGUGAAAUUGUCCCUGCUUUAGCACUGAGCUAUCACCACCUCCCUUCCCAUCUCAAGAGAUGUUUUGCUUACUGUGCCUUAUUUCCCAAAGAUUAUGAGUUUGACAAGGAGUGUUUAAUUCAGUUGUGGAUGGCUGAAAAUUUUCUACAAUGUCAUCAACAGAGUAAGAGUCCAGAAGAAGUUGGUGAACAGUACUUCAAUGAUCUAUUAUCAAGAUCCUUCUUUCAACAAUCAAGCAUCAAUGAUCUAUCACCAAUAUUUUUCUUAACAAGUUCUAGGAUCAGAAACAAGACUUAUUUUGUCAUGCAUGACCUUCUCAAUGAUUUGGCAAAGUAUGUUGGUGGGGACAUCUAUUUCAGGUUGGAAGAUGAUCAAGCAAAAAGUAUUCCAAAAACAGCUCGUCAUUUUUCAUUUGAAACCAACGACAUCUAUUGUUAUGAUGAGGAGCUUGGGAGUUUACAUGAUGUUGAAAGGUUUCGUACAUUUAUGCCAACAAGUAAGAGUAUGGAUUUUCUUUACUAUAGUUGGUAUUGCAAGAUGUCAAUACAUCAAUUGUUCUCCAAAUUUAAGUUCUUACGGGUUUUAUCUCUGCUUGGUUGUUCUGAACUUAAAGAGGUGCCUGACUCAGUAGGAAAUCUAAAACAUCUACAUUCGUUAGACCUAUCCAAUACAAACAUAAAAAAACUACCUGAAUCAACAUGUUCACUCUACAACUUGCAAAUACUGAAGCUGAAUGGUUGUUCACAUAUGAAGGAAUUUCCCACAAAUUUCCAUAAACUCACCAAUUUGCGUCGCCUUGAAUUAAUAAAAACUGAAGUGAGAAAGGUGCCCGAGCAGUUGGGAAAACUGAAGAAUCUUCAUGUAUUGAUGAGUUCAUUUGAUGUUGGCAAAAGUAGGGAGUUUGGUAUUCAUCAGCUAGGAGAACUCAAUCUUCAUGGAAGGAUAUCAAUUGGGGAGCUACAGAACAUUGAGAAUCCCUCGGAUGCAUUGGCAGUGGAUUUGAAAAACAAAAUACACCUUGUGGAGAUAGACUUAAAAUGGGUUAGGGACCAGAACCCCGAUGAUUCAAUUAAAGAAAGGGAUGAAAUUGUAAUUCAGAAUCUACAACCUUCCAAACACUUGGAGAAGUUGUCAAUUGGACACUAUGGUGGUACAAAAUUUCCAUCUUGGCUAUCUGAUAAUUCAUUAUCAAAUGUGGUGUCUUUAAGGUUGACCGACUGUAAAUAUUGCCUGUGUUUGCCUCGCUUUGGACUUUUGCCAUUUCUGAAGGAUCUGGUGAUUAAAAGGCUUGAUGGGAUAGUGAGUAUUGAUGCUGAUUUUUAUGGGAAUAACUCUUCUUCAUUUACAUCUUUGGAAACGUUGAAGUUCUCCGCCAUGAAAGAAUGGGAAAAAUGGGAAUGUCAAGCCGUUACAGGUGCUUUUCCUCGUCUUCAACGUCUUUCUAUUAAGAGAUGUCCCAAGCUGAAAGGGCACCUGCCAGAGCAACUUCUUCAUUUAAAGAGACUAGAUAUUGAACACUGUGAACAACUUGUGGCUUCUUCUCCCAUCUCUACAGAAAUUCGUGAAUUAAAUUUAAAGGAGUGUGGAAAGCUGCAAUUUGAUUUUCAUCCAACUACUUUGAAAAAGCUCACCAUCUGCGGAUACAUCAUGGAAGCAUCAAUGCUGGAAAGGAUAGGACACAUCACAUUUGUUACUUCUCUGGAGUACUUGUAUAUUUAUAAUUGCCUGAAUAUGAAUAUUCCAAUGACUGGUUGCUACAAUUUCCUUGUAUCAUUGAGUAUCAUCAAUGGCUGCGACUCUCUAACAACCUUUCCACUAGAUUUCUUCCCAAAGCUAGAGUACCUUUUUCUCCGGGGGUGUCGUAAUCUACAUGUGAUUUCACAGGGACUUGCUCAUAAUCAUCUCAAGGAUCUUGUAAUCAGUGAGUGCGCUCAAUUUGAAGCAUUACCUGAACGCAUGCACGCCCUCCUUCCAUAUCUUGAUGUGAUACAGAUAGAUGAUUGUCCAAAAUUUGAGUCGUUUCCUAACCGAGGUUUGCCAUCAAAUCUAAAAAAGAUGUAUAUUGAUAAGUGCUCCAAACUUAUCAUGUCUCUAAAAGAAGCUUUGGGAGGCAAUCUCUCUCUGGAAACCUUGGGUAUUGGACUCGACAUGGAGUCUUUCCCUGAUGAAGGUUUGCUGCCACUUUCUCUUACAUCUCUAUGCAUCUAUAAUAGUCUAAAUCUUAAAAGGCUGGAUUACAAGGGUAUCUGCAACCUUUCCUCUCUCAAGGAAUUGAUUCUUUUUGACUGCCCAAGCCUCCAAUGCUUACCAGAGGAGGGUCUGCCCAAAUCCAUUUCAACUCUUAAAAUCUUGGGCAACUGUCCGUUGCUCAAAGAGCGCUGCCAAAAACCAGAAGGCGAAGACUGGGGAAAGAUUGCUCACAUUAGGUUUAUUUAUGUGGGUAGUCAUUUAGUAUUGUAGGGUUCUCUUGUGCUUCUUCGAGGAUCUAGGAAAUCACUGAUUAAUUAUUUUCCAAACUUAUUUCUUUGUGGUUGUAGCAGCCAGAGUUAUUAUAUAUUAUGUGCAACGUAUUUCAAAGUUGAAUUUUAUUCCAAUUUUUUGCAAGAAAUGAUUUGUGUUAUUGGUAACUAGAGAUCAUGGUAUGUAUGAUUUUUUAAAGUGGUUUGA